CGCUCGCUCUCCAGGCUCCAGCUAGACUGUCCUGCUCUGCUUCGGUGCUACUCACUGUGCAGUGUGCACAGCCAGCCAGCUUCAGCAGAGUCCGGCUCGGCUGUCGGCUGCGAGUCCUGCUCCUGCAGGAAUGGACAGGCCUGCGCAGGCGCCCACGCAGCUGCCGCCGGGGUUCCGGUUCCACCCUACCGACGAGGAGCUGGUCGUGCUGUACCUCCGCCGGAAGGCCCUGGCUCGCCCGCUGCCGGCCGCCGUCAUCCCCGUCGUCCACGACGUCGCCAGGCUCGAUCCGUGGGACGUCACUGGGGCGAGCGAAGGGGAGGGCUACUUCUUCAGCCUGCGGCGAGCGCCGGCGACCGGCCGCAGGAGGAGGGCUGGGAGCGGGUACUGGAAGGCCACGGGGAAGGAGAAGCCGGUGUUCCUGCAGUGCGGCGGCGAGCAGAGGCAGCUGCUCGUGGGCGUCAAGACGGCGCUCGCCUUCCACCGCCGUGAGCCGCCGCCGCCGUCGUCGCGGACAGGCUGGGUCAUGCAUGAGUACCGGCUCGCCGUGCCCCGCGGCGUGGCCGACCAGAGGAAGAAGAAUGCGAGACAUUUAACAUCUUGACGAAUAGACCGAUUCAGAAAGCAGAAAUUCCCCGUCUUGGGGGGCAACGGUGGCAGUUUGGCAUCGACUAUUCGACUGGAGUACUCGAUCCGCUUUGCAACCUCGAUCGCGAUGUUUUGCCGCCGUAGCUUACAUUUGCUCCCCCCACGAAUUUGGAGGGCAAUGUUUUAUUCGUUUUGCACAUGUAUAGUGAUUCCUAUAUGCGUGCCGUUGCCAAUGACUGCAGGGCUGCGUUGCUGAGCCAGGGGAGUGGGUCGUGUGCCGGGUCUUCCUGAAGAACAGGCCGAACCGGGACGCCGGCAGCAAAACUCUGCGACACGGCGCCUCCGCUCGGCGGCGGCGGCGGCAGCAGCAGCCGGAAGACGUGAGAGGACAGCAGCCGUUGCCAUUCUCGGCGCCACAGCCGUCGUCCUCCAGCUGUGUUACCGACGUCACCGACUGCUUGUCUGACGAAGACGAAGACGAAGCCAGCAGCGGCAGCACAGCCCGAGCUGCCCCUCAAAGAGAGGCCUAAGGAUAUAUAUACUCUAUAUAGUACUCCCUGUAGCGUUUUCCCCUCUAUCUUGCCCCAUUGCCCGUACUUUUCCUGGAUCCUGGCAUCAUAUAAUCAGGUAUAGGGCAUGUCCAGCUCAAGGGUGAUCCCCAGAUAUAUUUGGCAGUCCUGAAUCAGGAACAAUACGGCAUCUGUGAAGCAGCAUGCAUUUCGAUAAUCAGGUAUAGGGCAUGUUCAGCUC
Molecule: messenger RNA, 1338 nt
Organism: Zea mays
Lineage: Eukaryota; Viridiplantae; Streptophyta; Magnoliopsida; Poales; Poaceae
Exons: 3
Coding region: 131-604 (157 amino acids)
Biological process (GO): regulation of DNA-templated transcription
Molecular function (GO): DNA binding
Source: RefSeq, marked validated